CUCUGAGGCUUUGCCUGCCGCCUUUUUGGUGUGAGUUUCCACAUCCAGGUACUAGUCCACCAGUGACCCUGGACAGUAACAAAACAUAAAAAGCCCGAACCCACCUCCCGCCACCAGCAUAGGUUCUGUAGCUUGUUUGGAAAUCAGUAAACCAUGGCAUCUAAGAAGUUUGCCAUUAAAUGUGGAAAUUUUGCUGUCCUCGUGGAUCUUCAUAUAGUGCCACAAGGUCCAAACAAAGAUUCCAGUUGGUUUUCAGAGCAGAAGAAAGAGGAAGUUUGUUUGCUGUUAAAAGAAACCAUUGAUUCCAGAGUUAAGGAGUACGUGGGCAUUUAUAAACAGCACAGGCCAUCAAAUGCAGAAUUCACAAGAUCCAGUCCCUUGUCCUUAAAAGGUUACGGCUUUCAGAUCACAGCCUAUUUCAUCAAGAGAGGGAUACGCCUUCGCUGUAUUCAGAGCUCACAGAACACUGAACUUCGUAUAUUUCCUGACAGAUUUGUGGUCUGUGUUAGUCAACUUGCAUUCGGUCCUGAUACUUGGGCAAGCCAGAAUGAAAAAUCGACAAAAAGAACCCUCCACGGACUGUCUGACUAUUUCGCUGGGUGUGCACAGAGUUCACCUUCUCCUGGUACAAAGCUCAAGAAAAACACUCUACAAGAAAUUGUGAGAAGAACUGAAGGAAAACGCAGUGCCAAGAGCAAAUCACAGGCCAGCGCGGACCUUGUGGGAAGAUCUGGUGACUCGGUCAUCACUGUGGUACCAAGGAGGAGGGAUGCCUCGGCUGUUCUCCUGUCAGAAUCCAUGGGUCAAGCACAGGAUGACAUAAAAGCAGCCAAGAGCCACUGGGGACUUCCUGUUCAAAAGCUGGAAAAUGUUUCCCAGACUGAGCCAGAAGACACUAGCAGCCAGCAACAACCUCAUCCUGGGGAGUGGCUAAAGUCGGGGCUUCUAAGCAGGAGCCCUAUGUGUAACUAUGAGUCAGCAUCACCAGGUCCAAAGCAAAGUCCACGAGCAGCCAAGACACAACAGAAACGCAGGAACUGCGGCUCUGCGGAAGACUCUGACCACCGCAGGAGAGUUUCUCUUGGAAAUGAUGGGUUAGCCCCAGGAGACGGGAUGGUGGGAAAGAGCACAGCUGUCAGUGUUUUGCCAGCGUUAGAGUUGUCAGAUCCAGGGUUGCUUUUGAAUCAGGAUUUGGCAAAAGCCACGGCUAAAGAAGAGCUACAUGCUUUGGAAAAUCUCUCCUCCAGACACCUUAUGACCAACAUCCCAGGGCAGGCACAGCAAGCCACCCCGGCUGCAGCUGACGAAAGAUUAGCGACAGUUGAAGGCGGCCCAAGCAAAAAAAGAAAGAAAUUGCAAAGUUCUAGCAGAGGAUGUAGUGGCAAGAAAACUUUGAGUGUAUAGUUCCCGGGAUUUGGAAAGAAUUGGGGUAAUCUCUCUAAAUAAACAGAUGUUUAGAGGCUGGAGGACUGUCUCAGUUUUUAGGAGCACGUACUGCUCUUGCAGAGGACCUAGGUUGGCUUCCAAGCAUCCACAAGGUGACUCAGAAGCAUCACGAACUCUAGAUCCAGGAGACACAACACCCACUUUUGGCCCCCAUGGGCACCGGGCAUGCACAUGGUAUGUAUACCCACAAGCAGGCAAA
Molecule: messenger RNA, 1645 nt
Organism: Microtus oregoni (creeping vole)
Lineage: Eukaryota; Metazoa; Chordata; Mammalia; Rodentia; Cricetidae
Gene: Slx4ip
Product: SLX4 interacting protein
Exons: 8
Coding region: 154-1404 (416 amino acids)
Source: RefSeq, a predicted model, not a curated record